Messenger RNA from Pseudogymnoascus verrucosus, 1011 nucleotides. RefSeq lists its product as uncharacterized. The transcript has 2 exons. Gene Ontology annotation, cellular component: nucleus; cytoplasm. NCBI's taxonomy places the organism in Eukaryota, Fungi, Ascomycota, Leotiomycetes, Thelebolales, Thelebolaceae. Bases 151 to 831 code for a protein of 226 amino acids. The record is from RefSeq and is a predicted model, not a curated record.
UGACGAUUUACUGACAAACAAACCUCCCGACGCUGAUUCUUGAACCCCGCGAAAACCUCCAACGUUCAAACCUUUGUCACAAACGCGCCAAUCUUUGUUCGAUUUUCAAAAGCAUUUAUCUACCAGGAAGAAGAGGAAAAGGAGGGCAUUAUGACGUCUAAUCCGCUCACUUACGAGGCGUCGGCUGGGGAGACACACAUGCAGGUCUCCUCCGCACUACCCGAUGAGGUUAUCCAAUGUCUCCGGAACGCACGAUUCCUCCACCUCGCAACCUGCACCACCGACCUGCACCCCCACGUCUCCCUCAUGAACUACACCUACCUCGCCUCAACCCCCUUCUCCCCCUCCCCAAUCAUAAUAAUGACCACCAACCCCUCCAGCCGCAAAACGCACAACCUCCUCUCCAACCCCCACGUCUCCCUCCUCGUUCACGACUGGGUAUCCCACCGCCCCCUCCCCACCGCCUCCACCACCACCAGCCCCGAGCCCGAGCAGCCAGCCGCGCACCGCUCCUCCCUCGCCACCCUCCUCCAGAACCUCAAUUCCUCGGCCCUGUCCUCGAUAAGCGCUUCGAUCAACGGGGACGCGAGAGUUGUCGAGAGUGGGACGGAGGAGGAGAAGUGGUUGAGGGAGGCGCAUUUGAGGAAUAAUACGUUUGGGGAGGGGGAGGAGGGGGGGAGAGAGCAGGAUGGCGGGAGGGGAUGUUUUAUUGAGGGGGAGGAGGUGAAGGUUGUGGUGGUGAGGAUUACGGAUGGGAGGGUGGCGGAUUGGAAGGGUGCGGUUAGGGAUUGGAGUUUGGUGCCUAGGGAGAGGUUGGCUAAUGGGGUUUAACUGCUGGGAAAUGGGUUGAGGGUUGCAUUUACUGGUUCUGGAAUGGGAUGGGGGUGUUACAAAUCAUGGAUCUCGGUGUGCGGGGAUCUCGCGCGGUUACGAAGGGCAUGUAUUUAUUGCUCCCUCGUACUAUAUGUAUGUCUGCUUGCUUAGAAAUGGGUACAUACAAACUGAACUGGC